Molecule: messenger RNA, 2050 nt
Organism: Rhododendron vialii
Lineage: Eukaryota; Viridiplantae; Streptophyta; Magnoliopsida; Ericales; Ericaceae
Product: protein TORNADO 2-like
Exons: 3
Coding region: 622-1401 (259 amino acids)
Biological process (GO): auxin-activated signaling pathway
Cellular component (GO): plasma membrane; plasmodesma
Source: RefSeq, a predicted model, not a curated record
AUAUGCACUCACGGAGUCAAAGAAAGAAUUAUAAACUCAGGCGAAAACGGAUGGAAGGUUGGAACCUCAACUGCAAACUAGUCUGGAGGAGAAAAAGCCCAUGGGUACUGAUAUUAGAUCAAAUUGAUGAGUAUUAUGUGACUACGAAAAUUUAUAUAUAUUGACAUUAUAUGUGUAGUACAUGGAAUUUUACAUUAGGUAGCAUGUAAUUAGCCAAAAAUAUACCAUGGCAAUUCACCGUUGUUUGCUAAAAACCUUCCAUAACAAAAUCCCUAUAAGCUCAAACAAAGAUAUGCGCAGUUGGCAUGUACGAUUAAAUUUUAAUCGUCGACCAUAGAUAUUUAUAGCAUGUCAAAGUUGUUUACAAGACCAAGACCAAAAGAUACUAUUCUUGCUUUCGCGCGAUGACCAUGACCAAAAGAUUCAACUUUCAGCGAAAUAAGACAUCGGUCCAGCUUGAAUUGCGUUCCAAAUCUGUCAAUGCAAACUCUGGACAUCCUCAAUUAAGAAGUCUCCAAAAAACUCUAUAAAACCAUUCCUCCACAAUGUUGCAUGUAAUUCCUCAUUCCCAUUCGAUCCGCUUUCUCUCGUACCUUGUUUUUCAUAUUCUCUCACGGGAUCAUGGCUACAGAAAUAUCUCCAGAGCAAGGUGUUCACAUAUUCUUUGUCACCGUGAGUGCCAUUCCGAUGGUCCUCUCCGGGUACUUUGUAUUGAAAAACGUCUCGUUCCUUGGCCAAAAACCCGAUUGUACAGAUCCACAUUCGGGUUGGGAUUUGGCAUUCGGGUUUUUCCUGUUUACUCUUUUCCUCUUGGGAACGCUUAGCCUUGCAUGGAGGGUGACUGCCCUCCAGAUAGCUUGCAUGGCAUUGUUGGUUCUCACUAUGGCGUUGAUUGGCGGGGUGAGUAGGAAUGUCUUAUUCGGUGGAAAUGAACCUAAGGAUUCCAAAAAGAUAGAGGAGUACUAUCGUCUCGAAACUUAUCCGUCAUGGUCCCAGAAGUUUCUGUUGAAGGACAAUGACUGGCGUGCCUUCCAAAACUGUAUCAUCGAAAGAAAAGUUUGUGACGACGUUGACAAGGAAGGGAUAUUUCAGGGAGGUUGCUGUGUUCCACCCAUUUAUUGCGGAUUCCAACAAAAGAAUCAAACUUGGGUGAUCCCGGAAUCUGGACUGUAUUCUGAUGAUGCAAAUUGUGUCAUGUGGAGCAGUGAAAAUGGAAAAUUGUGCUACAACUGCGACACUUGCAAAGCUUCGUAUAUCCACAACUUCGCUUUCAAAUGGUACAUGAGAGGGGAUGACCAGAUGUACGCAGUCCUCGUAUGGAUUUUUUGCUUCGGUCUUACUUACGCAAUUGAAAAGGAGAACAGCCAAAGACGCAACAGAACUGUUCAGUCUACCGCAUGAAGUACUUCGAAGACCAUGAUUUGACUAUCAGUAUUAUUGGCGCAAUUUGAAUAGUAUCGAAAACUCUAAAUCGACAAACACUUGACGCCUCACAAGCACUCACACUCACACUCACUCACAAUGGUGUGUUUGGUUCACGUAUUCACGUACACUUCACGCAUGCUCACAUGGUGUGUGAGGUUCACAUACAGUAAGAGUAUGAUAUUCUUUUAUAAAUCAUCUCAAAUUAGUGCAAAUAGAAGGAUUACUGCAGCUGGUGCAUUGCCCGCAAGCUUAUGAUAUUGCAACAAGCCUAUUUACAUUUACUUGGAACCAAUAUUAUCCUUGCAAAGAUGAUAUAUUUUUUUUAUUUCUGGUACAUGUUUGGGCAAUUUUGCUUUGCUGAACUAGUGGCUAUUUUUGUAUAUGUACAUCAUACAUAUACCAUAUUGAAAUGGAUAGGAGCAUAUAACCGAGAAGUACGGCCGAGUGGACAUGAGAAAGUAAGUGCUUGUCUUGCAUAAGAUCGCAUGUUUGAAUCCCAUGGAGGCCAAACAUUUCAAAUCUUGAACCCACUGCAGGGUUUACCUCGUCGUUAACUUUAAGGCCUUGAAACUAGCCGAGAUGCGUGCAAACUGGCCCAAAGAUCUAGUUAUCAAAAAGGAAUGGG